Acanthochromis polyacanthus (spiny chromis) is the source of this 1890-nucleotide messenger RNA. RefSeq names its product protein THEM6-like. Bases 111 to 719 code for a protein of 202 amino acids. NCBI's taxonomy places the organism in Eukaryota, Metazoa, Chordata, Actinopteri, Pomacentridae. The transcript has 3 exons. The record is from RefSeq and is a predicted model, not a curated record.
CAAUUAAUUUACUUGUCGUCACACACCCGGAAGUCCUGUUCAUUCAUUCCACCGGUUUCUGGAAGUUGCAUCGCAUCUCAUGGUAGCACUCUCUUCGGGACUCACAAGAGAUGUUGCUGCUGGUGCUAGGUGCCCUCCUCCUGCUCUUCUGCAGCCUGGAUGUAUGGUACUUCCUACGGGGGGCCCAGUUGUUUUUCCAAGCGUGGUUCCAGCCCAGAAUAUGGGACAUUCUAGCUGAGCAAAGCAUCGAUGGCAUGGUCCUUCCACACGAUUUGGACUACUUGGGCCACAUGAAUAACUCUCGGUAUCUGAGGGAAUGUGACUUUGCUCGCUUCCACCAUUACAUGAGAAAUGGGUUGUUCAUGGCCUCGCGCAAACUGGGGGCCCGAUUGGUGGUAGGGGCCUCCACCAUCCGGUACCGGCGCUCCUUGGCCUUCCGUGAGGCUUUUGAGAUUCGGACCAAAAUAGUAAGCUGGGAUGAGAAGGCCUUUUACCUGGAGCAGCGCUUCGUGUCAAAGAAAGAUGGCUUUGUGUCUGCAGUCAUGCUCUGUAGGCAGAAUGUGGUGCACUGCAGCCCGGAGAGGAUUAUCGAAUUUAUCUGCAAAAGGAAGAUCGAGUGCCCGGAGUUUCCCGAGGACCUCAAACACUGGGUCAGCUUCAUUUCAGCCAGCAGCCAGGCCCUGAGAGCAGAGAGUGGACUGGAAGAGAAGAACAAGUGAAACCACACCAUGACGCCACGUUUCAUGAGUGUAGACACAUAUCAUAGCACUGCACGUACAUAUACAGUAAACAUUCACACACAGCAACAACAGUGAAACAUUGUAGAGAGUUUUAGUUGACUUUGAAGAUUCCACUUACCUCUGUUUUGGGUUCAUCCUACCUGUUGUGUAUUUCAGUAUGAUGUUAAACUUAGAACAGCUGAAUAUGAAAACUUGAACUAUAAGGUGUUCUAUGAUUUAAAAUGCAGCGUAUGCAUUGGGAUCAUUAUGAAAGUUUUUCUUUUAAAAAGAAAGUGAAACAGGAACAUAGCUUUAUCCUUGCUGCGUAUUGAGUAGUUGACUGUGAGUAGACUGGCAUCUUCAUUCUCAUUUAGCAGUAUCUUCGACCUUCAGAUAAAGCAUGUAGAGCAAAAAUUAAUCUUCCACUGACAUCAAUGCAUGUUUUGAAACAACCAGAAUAUUUUUGUGCCUGUUUCUUGUAGUUAACGGUGACAGAGAGUUCUAGCUUUUCACAGAAAAAAAAACGUAUACUUGAAUAGAAAUCAACUCCAUGUACCGAUAGUUGUUUUAAUCUUUCAAUUGGUAUUUUUGCACAAGUUGACAAACCGUAUUCCUAAUACCAAUCUGCAAGGGAAUAUUACAUUUAGAAGAUCCACUGAUCAGGCCUUUAAAUUUAAAGUACAUGCAUUUAAGUUGUGGGCUCCUCUUGAUUGUAACUGCAUGUGAUUUUAAGAGAAAGUGCUUGAAUUUUGAUUGACGGCUGUGAUAAGAAAAUGCUACCACGAGGUUGCUGGCAAUUUUUCGAAACCUGCAACGCACAAUAGAAUCUGAAUGUUUGACUGAUGUUUUGUUUUUAACAAGCCAGCUGUUUAAAAUCUGCAGCCUUUUUGUUCAGCGCUUCCGUUUGUGACCAAAGUAAUGUAUUUUUUCUGUAUGGAGGAAAUGGAAAUGGAAUUUCUAGAGAUGUAUGUCUAAUCUGUUGUAUUUAUGUUGUCAAUGCACUGACCACACAAUCCUGUUCAAUUCACUGACGUCUGAAGAUAUAAAUAGUCUGUCUAUUUUCCACUUAUUAUUUGCGUUUUAUUCAAAUGGAUUCAUAUACCAGACUUUAUUUAUUCUGUUUGUUAAUUAUUUAAAUGCAUUUUAAAUUAAAAAUGCACUGGGAACUGUA